Molecule: messenger RNA, 1524 nt
Organism: Arabidopsis thaliana (thale cress)
Lineage: Eukaryota; Viridiplantae; Streptophyta; Magnoliopsida; Brassicales; Brassicaceae
Gene: BGLU3
Product: beta glucosidase 2
Exons: 13
Coding region: 1-1524 (507 amino acids)
Biological process (GO): carbohydrate metabolic process
Molecular function (GO): hydrolase activity, hydrolyzing O-glycosyl compounds; beta-glucosidase activity
Source: RefSeq, marked reviewed
AUGGAACUGACUUUGUCUCUGUUAACCAUUUUUCUGCUUUUCUUUGCAUUGUCUGGGAGAUGCAGCGACAAGAACGACUUCCCCGAGGGCUUCAUUUUUGGAUCCGCCACUUCUGCUUAUCAGUGGGAAGGAGCUUUUGAUGAAGAUGGAAGAAAACCUAGCGUCUGGGAUACUUUCCUUCACACUCGUAACCUAAGUAACGGAGACAUAACAAGUGAUGGGUACCAUAAGUACAAGGAGGAUGUGAAGCUCAUGGUGGAAACUGGCUUAGAUGCCUUCAGAUUCUCCAUUUCUUGGUCUAGGCUUAUACCGAAUGGAAGAGGUCCUGUUAAUCCCAAGGGUCUACAGUUCUAUAAGAACUUCAUUCAAGAACUUGUAAGCCAUGGAAUCGAACCACAUGUGACACUGUUCCACUACGAUCAUCCUCAGUAUCUUGAAGAUGAAUAUGGAGGAUGGAUCAACCGCAGAAUCAUCCAAGACUUUACAGCUUAUGCAAAUGUUUGCUUCAGAGAGUUUGGGCAUCACGUCAAAUUCUGGACCACGAUCAACGAGGCUAAUAUAUUCACUAUUGGAGGAUACAAUGAUGGGAUCACACCGCCUGGUCGUUGCUCCUCACCGGGUAGAAACUGCUCAUCAGGGAACUCUUCAACUGAACCAUAUAUCGUAGGCCAUAACUUGCUUCUUGCGCACGCCUCUGCUUCAAGACUGUAUAAGCAAAAGUACAAGGAUAUGCAAGGAGGUUCUGUGGGAUUUAGCUUAUUCUCCCUAGGGUUUACACCUUCUACAAGCUCCAAGGAUGAUGACAUUGCAGUUCAAAGAGCCAAAGAUUUCUACUUCGGCUGGAUGCUUGAGCCUUUUAUAUUCGGUGACUAUCCCGAUGAAAUGAAAAGAACUGUUGGAUCAAGACUGCCAGUUUUCUCAAAGGAAGAAUCAGAACAAGUUAAAGGCUCAUCUGAUUUCAUAGGAAUCAUUCACUAUCUUGCAGCUUCGGUCACAAGCAUCAAGAUCAAACCUUCUAUUUCAGGAAACCCGGAUUUUUAUUCAGACAUGGGUGUAUCUAUGACAUGGACAGUCCUUGGGAAUUUUUCAGCUUUCGAGUAUGCUGUUGCUCCAUGGGCUAUGGAAAGUGUCCUUGAGUAUAUAAAGCAAAGCUAUGGCAAUCCUCCUAUCUACAUUCUUGAAAAUGGUACACCGAUGAAGCAAGAUUUGCAGCUGCAACAAAAGGACACACCAAGGAUUGAGUAUUUACAUGCUUAUAUUGCUGCUGUUCUCAAAUCUAUUAGGAAUGGAUCAGACACGAGAGGUUACUUCAUAUGGUCAUUUAUGGAUUUAUACGAGUUAGUGAAGGGAUAUGAGUUUAGUUUUGGAUUAUACUCUGUGAAUUUCAGUGAUCCUCAUCGUACGAGAUCUCCAAAACUCUCUGCUCAUUGGUACUCUGCUUUUCUCAAGGGCAACACCACUUUUCUUGGUUCUCAAGGCAUCAUGCAAAUGCAGAGCAACUUUUCUUCUUCAGCUUCUUCGUAG